Messenger RNA from Toxorhynchites rutilus septentrionalis, 5685 nucleotides. RefSeq lists its product as uncharacterized. Bases 1 to 5685 code for a protein of 1894 amino acids. Gene Ontology annotation, biological process: telomere maintenance; DNA repair. Lineage: Eukaryota; Metazoa; Arthropoda; Insecta; Diptera; Culicidae. The record is from RefSeq and is a predicted model, not a curated record. The transcript is spliced from 7 exons. Gene Ontology annotation, molecular function: DNA helicase activity.
AUGUCCCAGCAUUUGCAAGCGAAAUACGAUGCAAACUACCGCAAGCGGAAGCGGGAACGAGAAGCGGAGGAUAAGCGAAAUAACGGUACAAGCGAAGUACCGAGGCCUGCCAUGCCCAAUGCUGACCGCAUGAGGCUGUACAGGCAGAGAAAGCGACUAGCGACAUCAACCAGCGUGGCAGAUGCUUGCACGGCUGCGGGUGUGGAUUGUGUUGAAAGCAUGCUACAGGGUACCCAAUCGCUUAACGGAAAUACUCCAGCUUCAUCUGGAAGUCAAAAAGACUGCACAGAGGAACAAUGUCAUUAUGAAAUUGUUCCACUUGGUUAUGUGGAGAAUGAGUGUACCCAAAUUCCUCCCAACAGACAGGAAAGUAGCCCAUCUCGCCCUACUCAAGACGGUCAACGUUUUGAAAGAGCUGACUCUGAAUUUUCCAAACGUUUCAUUCAGAACGAAUUUGGUGUUGCAUGUAGCGUGUGUGAUAGACUUUGGUUCACCAACGAUCUAAAGCCGAUCACCGCAAACGCCGGGAGAUUUCUCCUGGAGUCAGGUCAUUUCGAGUCAGUUGAGGGAUUUAUGAUUUGUCAAACAUGUCGAUGCAGCUUGCAGCGUGGUACGGUGCCGAAUCUGUCCACUUCAAAUGGAUUCAGGUAUCCUAGUUAUCCACCGGAUCUUCCGCCUCUUAAUCCGAUUUGCGAAAGACUGAUUUCACCACGACUGCCGUUCAUGCAGAUUCGCCGUCUGCGCCGCGCUCAAGGUAGUUACACGAUUAUUGGUCAGGUGAUCAAUAUACCAGUAGAUGUAGAUGAGAUGGUUCGGGAACUUCCCCGCGAGCUGGAAGAUGAUCACGCUUUUAAUGUGUGUAUCAAGAAACAUUUGGUCCAUAAAUCACAUUAUUUGUCUGGAUUCGUCAAGAAGUCAGAUGUUAAGAAGUGGCUUGAAUUUCUAAUUACCAAGCCUUUGUACCGGCGGGAGGGUAUAGUUCUCAAUCAGCAACGCUUAGAAGCACUCCACACAGAGCCUAGAGCUGCUAUACCUCAGAAUGGAGAAGCGAUCCAACUUGAAGUCAUUGAAGCAAGCAAUGAUACAGAGUUGUUCGCUGGUCAGCAACAAACACUUAUAUGGAACGAGGACAAGUACUUAGAACUUGCACCUGCUCAGAACAGGAGACCAGUGUCUAUCAUUUAUGAUGAGUAUGCUGAGGAGCUUUCUUUUCCGGAUAUUUAUCUUGGAUAUCCUAGGAAAUACAGAGACGGCACUCACGUGACACGAUUUAUGCAGGCUACCAGUGAACUGAGACGACGCGACAGACGUGGAGCUAAGCCAAACCAUUUGUUAUAUAUGGCUAUGAAAAUUCUCCGUCUUCGUGUUGCUGAAGGGUUGCAGCAUUCCUUCAAGUGUAUGAGAACUGCAAACAUAACCCGAGGUCAGCUCAGCGACAAAAGCUUUGUAGAAAGCCUCAUGGAACGAAAUCUGUCCUUUAUGAAGUCGAUUCCAAACUCUGUGCAGUAUUGGUUUCAACGAAAACAGGACCUUUUCGCCAUGAUACGACAACUGGGUAAGCCAACAAUGUUCCUGACAUUAAGUGCUAGUGAAACUCAAUGGCCACUUCUAUUGAAACAACUGCACAAGCUGUCGAAUGAAUAUAGAGGCAUUGAGCUGACUGACCCGUUGCAGGAGCUCAGUGCACUGCAGCGAGCGACGCUCGUCAACGAUGACGCCGUGACAUGCUGCUUAUAUUUCAACAAACUCGUAGAUGUUCUCAUGACCAUUCUGUCUUCAUCGAGAUACAGUCCGUUUGGAGAGCAUUACGUUGUUGACUUCUUCAAGCGCAUCGAAUUCCAACAUCGGGGUAGCCCACAUGCACACAUUAUGCUAUGGCUUGCAAACGAUCCAUGUGAAACUGUUUCCGAGCAUAUGCCUGCUACAAUGGAACUUAUUAGAAAAGUUUGUUCCAUUAGAUCUGUGCACUUGCCAGAAACUAUUCACAAGCAGAUUCAUAAGCAUACGCCUACUUGCUAUAAACGCAAUGAAAAGCGAUGCCGCUUCAAUAUACCGUACUGGCCAAUGAACGAAGAGCGGUCAUUAAUUCCUCUUACGGCUGAGGACGGUCGCCGUGUUCGAUUAAGGAAACGUGCCUCAGAAAUGCGUCAGACUUUGGAAACCAAAGCUUUUGACACUCUAGAGGAAUUUCUUGUUGACUGUGGAUGCACUUAUGAAUAUUAUCUUGAUGUGCUCCGGUCUUCCAUUCAACGACCAACAAUUUUCUUGAAGCGAGCGAUGAAUGAACUCUGGACGAAUCCUUUCAACCCUUGGAUUGCUCAGAAACUUCGCUCCAACACGGAUCUACAGCUUAUACUCGAUGUGUACUCUUGUGCAUGUUACUUGGUUGAUUAUGUCAAUAAGUCAAAUCGAGGCAUAAGUGGUUUGCAUCGGGAGCUUAUCUCUCUUCAGGAACAGUACCCUGACCAGGACUAUACGGCCCUGUUGAAGAAAGUCAGCUUGAAGAUGUUGAACUCUGUAGAGAUGUGUGGACAAGAAGCUGCAUGGUACCUCCUUCGCCUGCCAAUGUCUGAGGCCAGCAGGAAAGUGGAAUUUCUUCCAACAAUGUGGCCUCAUGAGCGAAUCAGGUCCAGAAAGCACAUCAAGCAAAUGGACGAAGAAGGUAUUGCUGAAGACUCAACAGAUGUCUGGACCAAGAACAUCAUCCAGAAAUAUGAAGAGCGCAAUGGCCUGGAAGAUGUUUGUUUGGCUGAUUUCGCAGCGCAAUAUACUCCAAGUAGAGGUACGAAUAAUUACAACAAACGAAAAGUUCCACGAAUACUGAAGUGGCGCGGCUACAGCAUGAAUGAACUGGUUGAGUACAAGCGAGAGUCUGUACUUCUAUUCUUACCGUUCAGAAAUGAGCUGUGUGACAUUGUCGAUGGUAACAAGUUCCUUCAGCUUUAUGAUACGCAUGAAUCAAAUCUCCUGAGAAAACGAAGGGAAUAUGAUUGCGAUCUGAAUCUGGAACAAACUGUCGAAGAAUAUCUUCGUACCUGUGAAAACGAAGAAGCUGGUGAGCAAGAGAGCGCUGCAGCUAGAAAACAUGAUGAGUUUGUGCGGGCGAUUUCCAUGGAGCCCAACGACGAUGAUAUUGAACAAAUACCAACAGGAGCCCUAAGAGCAGUAAUCAGACAGCGAACGAAUGUCAUGUCGAAGCAAGAUUACUGUGCUAUGAUGCGGACUACAAAUGAGGAGCAGCGUAACUUGAUCUUGCAUGUGAUCGAUGUAUUACAUAGCUAUAGCGAAAAUAACAAGUCGUUGCAAAUUUUCUUCACUGGUCCUGCUGGGUGCGGUAAAACGUUCACGUUGCGUAUACUCAUGGAGACGAUCAACCGUUACUGCCAGACUCAUAUUUCCCAGAAGAACGCAUAUGUUGCUUGUGCUUCUACAGGGAAGGCAGCUGUCGCUAUUGGAGGGACUACAGUGCAUUCGGCAUUUCGGAUCACUAUGUCGCGACGGAGCAACUCCAAGCUCAGCUUUGAAAUGCUUCAAAUGUACCGUAAUGCGUUCAAAGAUGUAAAAGCGGUUAUCAUAGAUGAGGUCAGCAUGAUUGGUGCGGAUAUUUUAAACACUAUACAUGCGCGCCUCCAAGAUAUAACCGGAAAUUAUGAAGAUCCAUUCGGUGGAAUAAAUAUUAUAUUCUGCGGUGAUCUGCGGCAACUCCCGCCAGUCAAUGCAAGAUCCGUCUAUAAGCCAACUGGUAAUUCCUUCCACGGUGCUGUUCUAUGGCAAUCGCUUAAAUUCUUCCCACUGGUUAGAGUUAUGCGUCAGACCGAUGUGGAAUUUUCCAGCAUACUCACCAAGAUUGGUAACGGAGAGCAAUUUACGGUCGAAGAAACCAAGCUGAUUGAAAGUCGAUUUCGAACAGCCGAAUGGUGCAAACAAAAUGCACCAAGAGCAAUAAGACUUUAUCAUCGCAAUAUGGAUGUUGAGCAGUACAACAACGAAGCGUUGAAUGGUCAGGAUGCAUUAGACUGUAUUGCCGACGAUAUUUUUGCGGGAUAUAAGGACGCUGGUCAGCUCGCAAGUUCUCGAAUCAAACUUUACAAAAUGAGCUGUGUGGAAACCGGCGGGUUACCAUACUUGCUACGCCUUUCCAUUGGUAUGCCGUACAUGGUAACUACCAAUGUUGAUGUUGAGGAUGGCAUUGUGAACGGGGCCAUAGGAGAACUUAAAUACGUCGAGCAAGACGAAGAUGAUUCUGGGCAGCAAUUUGUGAAGCUCUGGUUUAAAUUCGAGUCUGACGCAAUUGGUGCUGCUGCUAGAAUUAAGUCGAGACCAGCCGUUUAUUCGAGACCUGAUAUUCUGCAAUCCGAUUGGACUCCAAUAUCCAAACGAUCUGCAAACAUCAAACUGAGCGGCAUCAUUAAAUGUAAGCGUAUUCAGUUUCCAGUGGUUAGUGCCUGUGCUUUAACUGUACAUAAGUCACAAGGUGGUACUUUCUCUGAGAUUGUAUAUGACUACGACAAGAGUCAGGAUCAACAGUUGGUGUACGUUGGUUUGUCACGCGUAUCGUCGCUUCAGGGGCUUUAUUUGACAAACUCCAAAAAUUCAUUUAGGUUCUAUCAUGCUAAAGGAAGUAACUCGCCUAAGAUGGUAGACCUAAGGAAUGAAUUGCAGCGCUUAGGCAACCACAAAUUACGUACGCUUGGAGAUGAAUUAUGGGAUGUUGUGAACAGCAGUGGCUCUGCAAGCACAUUGAUGAGCAUCAAUGUACAGAGUUUAAACGCUCACGCAUUGGACAUCUCCACAGACAAAAUUCUGACCAGCGUAGAGUUAUUCGCGCUAAGCGAGACUUGGCAAGAUAAUCAUACUACAGUCGAGAUCGAAGGUUAUAGCUGCAUCAUACAGUUCAAACGUACCGAUACGAGAGCUGGAGGUGUAGCAAUCUACCAAAAAACCACGGCAUCCACUUUGGCUAUACCUCACACGAUCCAACAGUUAAGUGAGGAACGUGAUGAAAUGCUCGGUGUAGCUGACGGAUUUGGAGACAUUUGUGCUGCUAAGGUUAUAGUAAUGAAUACCGAAGUACUGCUAGUGUCGGUAUAUAUUCCACCAGGUACUAGCACUAAUAAUAUAAAGUGGUUUAUGACGCGCAACCUGUUUUGUUAUGCUAAACAGGUUAUACCAAUGGUGGUCACUGGUGACUUCAACAUUGACGUUUCCAAGCCAGAAAACAUAGAGUUUCUCGACUUCAUGGAGAACUACUUAAAUUUGAGGCUAGCAAAUAAUCGAAAUGAGGCUACCACGCUUGGUAGUUCUUGCAUCGAUCUGACGUUUGCUAAACACAUCAGCGUGGAAUAUCCGCACAUGGGCUCACCAAUCAAACCAUCCGGCAAUCACUCAUUUCAAGUCCACAUAACACCAAACCGCCCCGUGUUGGUACGGCUCACCGUAAAGGAGCUACACAGGCCAGUUGUCACGAGUUUCUCGUCACGCUCCACUCGUUCAUCGUCAAGUACGACACGGAGGUUGCGACCUUCUGCCGAAGUCAAGAUCCUGGAGAAAUCACCACGUCAGUCCAGUUGCCCGUUCACCAUUGCCGCCCGCCACCUCGCCGAUGCCAUUUCCGACCACGCCGUAGCCGAUCACCACCCGCCAGUACCCGCUAGUACCCGCCAGUACCCGCCACCACUCGAGUAA